AUGGUGGCUCAAGUGUCCAGGGCUCUGGGAGAUCAUGUGUUUCUGAGAGUCACUCCUAUGACAGGUGUAGGACGUGCGUUGAAGUCUAAGAAGUUGACUCCUAAGUUUAUUGGUCCGUAUCAGAUAUCUGAGAGGGUUGGAACAGUGGCAUACAGAGUGGGUUUGCCACCACAUCUUUCGAAUUUGCAUGAUGUGUUUCAUGUGUCGCAACUUCGGAAGUAUGUAGCGGAUCCUUCGCAUGUUAUUUCGAGAGAUGAUGUGCAGGUUAGAGACAACCUUACAGUUGAGACCUUACCAUUGAGAAUCGAAGACCGUGAGGUGAAGAAGUUGAGAGGCAAGUAUAUACCUCUAGUGAAGGUUGUUUGGGGAGGAGUAACUGGUGAAAGUUUGACUUGGGAGCUGGAGAGCAAGAUGCGGGAGUCUUAUCCAGAG
Medicago truncatula (barrel medic) is the source of this 432-nucleotide messenger RNA. RefSeq lists its product as uncharacterized. The record is from RefSeq and is a predicted model, not a curated record. Lineage: Eukaryota; Viridiplantae; Streptophyta; Magnoliopsida; Fabales; Fabaceae. The annotation marks the transcript as partial. The transcript has 2 exons.